Fusarium fujikuroi IMI 58289 is the source of this 1740-nucleotide messenger RNA. RefSeq lists its product as uncharacterized. Bases 1 to 1740 code for a protein of 579 amino acids. The transcript has 2 exons. The record is from RefSeq and is a predicted model, not a curated record. Lineage: Eukaryota; Fungi; Ascomycota; Sordariomycetes; Hypocreales; Nectriaceae.
AUGACGUCGAACAAGUUGUCCGACCCAUACGCCCAUACUCCUCCUCUUCCUCUCCCCAUAGAGAACCUAGGCAAGGAGGUACCUCUCAAUAGAAGUCAAGAAGAGAAACAGGACACCUACCCCAGCUCAUCAUCUGGGAACAAUCUCAAGGCAUUCUCGUCACACAGUCCGCGAGCUCUCAAAGAUUACCUCUGCAGCCCGAACCAGGGCGAAGUAUCUUCAGUUGAUCUUCACACUCCUCCCACCGACUCUCAGAGAGAUAAACUCGGUUCUGGAGAUGUGCGUGAAGCCAGGCACAAACGGAGCAUCGACACCCAACUUAACCCACCUCGAGAGUAUCACAAGCCCAAGACUAGUCACCGGUCUCAGUUCACCAUCCCAGAGCGAAAGCCCGGACUCAAGCUGCUAGAGAACUGGCAUUCCGAAUCCAACUAUCCUUGCAACAAAGAUUAUGCCGAACAUAGUGAUUCCACCUUUAAGCCUAGAGUCCUCGCUAAGCAGAUCGACCCCGAGAUACCUCUAUCCCUACACAACUGGCAUAGCGAAAUCAACUUUCUCGAACCACUCGCUCUUGAAGCAGAUAUUCGCCAAGAGUAUGCUGUUCAUGCUACCUACAAGAAGGACCAUCACGAUGCUAGUGUCAAAAAGAUCAAUGAUAAGCGACAGGCCACUGCAGAACAGGAGGCCAUCAAGAUGCUCGACUGGAACACUCCAAUGGAAUUCCAUGAUGUGCCCCGCCACGUACAACAAGCAAUAUACGACGACAAAGUUGAAGUUUCCGCUUUGACCAGAAAGAUCGCAAUCCGCGAUGGACACGUCGAAGGCAUGAUUGCUGGAGAGUUCACUUUCCACCCAGAUACCUCUCACUUACCACUAACCGAGGACCAGACGGCGGUUCUUCGUGAAGCUGAGAGUUUCCAGGGGCUGUUCUCGCUGGAAGAGGUCAAUGAAGAUGAAUAUGAUAUUCUUCAGAAGACCUCAAAGAAGGUCAAGCCCCCAAACAAGUCCUCUACUUCCAAAUCUUCCAAGUAUGAUCUGUGGCUCAAAGAGCAGUCAUCCAAUUCCUGCCCAGCGUCUAAGUGGCUUGAUGACGAGGUGGCCUUUUCGAAGAAGAAGGCAUGCAACAAAGCCUUUUCCAAGCAGGUCAAACAUUACUUCCCAACUUUCAACUCACCCUAUCUGAAAGAACUUCCCAAGGCCGUCGACACUAACAAACUUGAGUGGGAAACCGAAUAUUUCCCCUAUAUACUCCCCAAGACUGAUAAUGACGCUGAGCGCCACAAUAUGUACGAAACUCCUGUCAAGGUUGAUGUUCCAAAAUGGUUCCCAACCUUCACCAGCUAUGGCGUUGUCCCCAUCAACCGCCGCAACAGCAUCGAGAAGCAGUACAAGGAAUUCCUCACCCAUAUCUGGAGACUCGAGAACCAGAUGCGCAGCAAGAAAAGCAACAAAAAGUGGGAUAAGAAAUGGCACGAACCCAGCUCUCGCUGGUCCGAACCUUUCCAGAAGGAGCAAUUCUGUCACAAGUAUCAUAAAGGUCAAGAAUGGGUCACGUUUGAAAAGGCCGCGCCGCGCGAUCUUGUCGAGCAAGAUGUGGUUUCUGGGGAAUUCAGCUUCGAUGAUGUUUUCGACAUGGACGGUAGUGAUAACAACAAAGCCAUUGGUACGAAGAAGCCCGAAGUUUGUCUCAAGGAGAUCGAAACGGCGGUGAAGAAGGCCAUUGCGAAGGUUGGUAUAUGA